This is a messenger RNA of Lotus japonicus, 2320 nucleotides long. Its product is annotated as protein NUCLEAR FUSION DEFECTIVE 4-like. The transcript is spliced from 3 exons. NCBI's taxonomy places the organism in Eukaryota, Viridiplantae, Streptophyta, Magnoliopsida, Fabales, Fabaceae. Gene Ontology annotation, cellular component: membrane. Bases 73 to 1854 code for a protein of 593 amino acids. The record is from RefSeq and is a predicted model, not a curated record.
UAUAAUAGUGAACUGCACAGAUCAAAAGUCUCAACUCCAACAUCAUUUUAAGACAACACAAGACAAGAUAAGAUGGUUUCACUGCAGGAGAAGUUGAAGACGUUUGUGAAUCACAGAUGGCUGGUGUUUGUGUGUGCCAUGUGGGACAUGUCAUUUGCAGGAACCUCGUACAUGUUUGGGAGCAUAUCACCAGUGAUAAAGAGCAGCAUGGGUUUCAAUCAGAAGCAGGUGGCUUUCUUGAGCGUGGCCAAGGAUUUGGGUGACAACGUUGGGCUUCUGGCAGGGUUAAUCAGCGAGCAAUGGCCCCCUUGGCGAGUUAUACUUGUUGGGGUUGUUCAGAAUGUUGUUGGUUAUGGCAUCGUUUGGCUUGUUGUCACACACAGGUUCCCUUCUUUGCCUUUGUGGGCGCUAUGCAUUUUCAUAUUUGUGGGACAAAAUGGCUGUACCUAUUACAACACAGCUGCUCUAGUUUCCUCCGUGCAAAGCUUCCCGGAAAGCAGAGGACCCGUGGUGGGGAUAUUGAAGGGCUUUGUUGGCUUAAGCGGUGCAAUUUGGACUCAAAUAAUAGCUAUGAUCAAUCUCCCUGAUCAGGCAUCUCUGAUUUUCAUUAUGGCAGUUGGACCCGCUAUGGUUUCUUUCACCCUCAUGUUCAUCAUAAGACCAGUCCAUAAUUACCAACAAUCUAGAGCUUCUGAUAGUUCAGGCUUCAUGUUUAUCUACAGCAUUUGCCUUCUCUUGGCUGCUUAUCUGAUGGGAGUUUUACUGCUACAGAAUAUGUUGGUUUUGGACCAAAGCAUCAUCACUUUAUUUGCAGUUAUUUUGAUCAUUUUCAUAUUGCUUCCAAUUAUUGUUCCCAUUGUAUUGGUUUUCUUCUCGGAACCGAAAAGUCCUGACGAGGAAACCCUUCUCGAGCCACCAAUCCCAACAUCAAGUAAAACUAUUCAUGUGAUUGCUGAGACUAGUAAUGGUGCCAAACAUGUUGAAGAAGAGAAGCCUCCAAAGCUUGAGGUGCUUCCAUUAUCAGAAGGGCCAAGGGACAUUGUUCAAGUUCAUGCCAAACUUUUCCAAGCAGUCACUGCAGCUCUGAAGAAAAUCAAACAAAAGAAUGGCCCCCGUAGAGGAGAGGAUUUCACCUUAACUCAGGCUUUUGCGAAGGCUGAUUUUUGGAUCAUGUUCUUAUCCCUCCUGUUGGGUUGUGGAUCAGGCUUGACAAUGAUAAACAACAUGGGACAGAUUUGUCAAUCGUUGGGAGAUCACAAUGUCAAUGUGUAUGUAUCUAUUAUUAGCAUAUCGAACUUCCUCGGUCGUGUUGGUGGCGGCUUCUUCUCAGAGGUUAUAGUAAGAAAUUUUGCGUACCCGAGACUUGCUGCCUUAGCAUUGGUUCAGGCACUGAUGUCUUUUGGGCUUUGCUACUAUGUCUUUGGCUUGGUUGGACAAGUUUAUGUGGUGGCUAUAUCUAUGGGUUUUGGGUAUGGUGCCCACUGGUCAAUUGCAUUAGCUGCAACUUCAGAAGUGUUUGGAUUGAAGAACUUUGGAACUUUGUACAACUUUCUUACCAUGGCUAGCCCUGCUGGAUCUCUGCUUAUAUCUGCAUUGUCCAGCACAAUCUAUGACUAUUAUGCAGAGCAACAAGCAAAGCAUCGAAUUCAUACCUAUGGAGCCUUGAGGAACUUUGCCAUGCCUUAUAACAGUACUGGAAAUAAUGAAUUGCUUCUUUGUGAGGGAAACAUAUGUUAUUCCAUUACAUGUGGAAUCUUAGCAGUAGUUUGCCUGUUUGCAGCUGCUUUGAGCUUGAUCAUAGUUCACCGGACUAAGAGGUUCUAUGCUCAACUUUAUGUGAAGUGUCAAUCUUGAUUGGGGAAAGCAGAGAAUAACUUGCAAUAAGACUGUCACCAAGGUUUGAAUAUUAGGUGAAAUUUUCAUGUGAAAAUAGAUAAGUGUUCUCUAGUCAAAAUUUAUUAAGAAACUGAUAUAAAUUUUUACAUGGUGAAGUCAUGUAAAUAGGAUGAGAGGAUCCAUUUCCAUUCCAUUGUAUAGAUAGUUUGCCUUGUUGAUCUCUUUGUUAGGUUCAUGCCUUCAUGGCCUUUUAUGUUUAAUAUAGAUGGCCAUUGUCAAAGGUUUUUUUAUAGGGCAAAUGUUAGUUGUUAGUAAUGUUAGUAAAUAAGUCCCUACUCAGGUCUGAACCCUUCACCCUUCACCUUCAUUCCCUCCAACUCUUAUGUCCUCUAGCUCUUGCCUUGAGUUAACCCUCGGGACAUUGUCAAAGGUUUUAAUAUACAUUCCCUAUAUCAAUCUUACAUAGUCGUGAAUUCCUUAUUGA